CGUGGACGCACUCACCUGCUGCGUGGUUCCCCUGCGGUCUCCACCUCCUGCUCCCGGCCUACCUGUGUCAGCUGGGCGGGGUUUAUUCCCAGAGGAGCCUCAGCCUGCUCCUGUUCUCCUCACUCCGAUUUUCUAGGAAUAUCCCACCGGAACAAAAGUUGGAAUUAAGAGCGGAGACAUGAUCACGGCCGCCGAGUAUGGGGAGACGUCGUGGGAGCUGUCCGUGCAGAUCGACCAGCGAGAGGGAGACGAGUCCAUGAAGUUUAAGCUGAGGGUGAAAGGGGACCUGCACAUCGGAGGGCUCAUGCUCAAGCUCGUGGAGAAAAUCAAGGCUCCCCGGGACUGGUCAGACCAUGCUCUGUGGUGGGAGCAAAGAAAAUGCUGGCUGCUCAAGACUCACUGGACCUUGGACAAGUAUGGGAUUCAGGCUGACGCUGACCUGCGUUACACACCUCAGCACAAACCGUUGCUGCUGCAGCUCCCCAAUAUGAAAACCAUCAAAAUGACUGUCAGCUUCUCCAGUGUGGUCUUCAAAGCGGUGGCAGAGAUCUGCAGAGUCCUCAACAUUAGGCGAUCAGAGGAACUGUCCCUGCUGAAGCCUCCAGACGAUCCCUCCAAGAAGAAGAAGAAAAAAGAUAAAAACUCACCACAAGAGGACUUGUGGGACAUCGAUCUACUGAGUGGGGGAGCAGGAGGAACAGGCCCCAUGUACAGUAAGACCAUGACCGCCACCUACGACCCGGAGAACGGGAUGCCGUUGUCCGCCACCAGCCUCUGGUUUGGAGAAAACCCCCUCGCAGACUCUCAGCCGAACCUCCCCCCAGCCGAGCUUGCAAAGAUGUACCAGCCUCUGUCACUACUAGACAAAGCAGCCAACAGUUCAGGGUGGCUGGACUCUUCUCGGUCUCUCAUGGAGCAGGAUAUUCAAGAUGAGGAAAGGCUUCUGCUUCGUUUUAAAUACAACGUCUUCUUUGACCUCAAUCCCAAAUACGAUGCUGUCAGGAUAACUCAGCUCUAUGAACAAGCUCGCUGGUCCAUCCUGCUGGAGGAGAUCGACUGUACCGAGGAGGAAAUGCUGAUGUUUGCCUCUUUACAGUAUCACAUUUGUAAGCUGACCAUGUCGAGCGAACCGCUGGACAACUCCAAUGAGCCGGAGAUCGAUGAAGUGGAGGCUGCCCUGUCCAACCUGGAGGUGACGCUGGAAGGCGGGCACACGGACAGAAUUCUGGAAGACAUUACAGACAUUCCAGAGCUGGCUGAUUCCCUCCGGCUGUUUAGGCCCAAAAGAUUGACGCUGCGGCCGUACAAAGAGUACUGGUUUGUGUUUAAAGACACCACCAUUUCUUACUACAAGAACAAAGAGGCCUCUGCCGGAGAACCGAUAGAGCAGUUUCACCUCCGAGGUUGUGAGGUCGUCCCCGACGUCAACGUCACAGACAAGAAGUUCGGCAUCAAGCUGCUGCUCCCGGUGGCCGACGGGAUGAACGAGGUGUACAUUCGCUGUGACAACGAAACACAGUACGCCAAGUGGAAAGCUGCGUGUAUCCUGGCCUCCAAAGGCAAGACGAUGGCCUACAGCUCCUACAAGUCAGAAGUGAGGAACAUCCAGUCCUUCCUGCAGAUGAAGAGCCUGGCGCCCCCUCCUGGCCAGGCAGCUCCUGACCUGGAGGCCAUGGAAAUGAACGCUGAAUGUUUUGUUUCUCCUCGCUAUGCCAAGAAGCACAAGACCAAACAGCUGACGGCACGCAUCCUGGAGGCCCAUCAGAACAUAGCCAGGCUCUCGCUCAUGGAGGCCAAGAUGCGCUUUAUCCAGGCCUGGCAGUCGCUCCCAGAGUUUGGAAUCAACUACUACAUUGUCAGAUUCAAAGGGAGCAAGAAGGAUGAGAUCCUGGGGAUUUCAUACAACCGGCUGAUUCGCAUUGACAUGUCCUCUGGCCUGCCCGUCACCACAUGGAGGUUCGCCAACAUGAAGCAGUGGAAUGUCAACUGGGAGAUAAGACAGGUGACCAUAGAGUUUGACCAGAAUGUGACGAUAGCCUUUUGCUGCUUGAGCUGCGACUGCAAGGUGGUCCACGAGUUCAUCGGCGGUUACAUCUUCCUCUCCACGCGGUCGAAAGACCAGAACGAAACGCUAGACGAAGAACUGUUUCACAAACUGACCGGCGGCCAAGAAUGAGCCGAGGCAUCCAGACGUGCGGUCGCCACAGUGCAUCUGUUAUUUGUUUACGUGCAUGUUACAUUGUGAAAGCACCGGUCGGCGGCUGUAGAGGCGCGAACCGGACGCGCUGAGAGCAUCACUGCCAGAGAAAACGUCAGUCAUUGAAAUCCUUCACAGAACAAUGUCAACCGUCUGUUUGUGAGUGUUUAUCCAGCUGUAAAUGGCCAAAGCAGUCGAUUCUGCACAAGAAGAAUAAUUGUGUUUGUAUAAAUAUGCUGUCAGGAUUUGUCUUUUCCACAGAAUGAUUGUCGUAGGAGGACGACCUUUUUAAGGCGAAGAAGUCCUUUUUUGAAACAGAAAUUGUGAAAACCAU
Salarias fasciatus (jewelled blenny) is the source of this 2531-nucleotide messenger RNA. It is a transcript of the gene fermt1, whose product is annotated as FERM domain containing kindlin 1. Gene Ontology annotation, biological process: integrin-mediated signaling pathway; cell-matrix adhesion. Lineage: Eukaryota; Metazoa; Chordata; Actinopteri; Blenniiformes; Blenniidae. Gene Ontology annotation, molecular function: integrin binding. The record is from RefSeq and is a predicted model, not a curated record. The transcript has 16 exons. Bases 179 to 2176 code for a protein of 665 amino acids. Gene Ontology annotation, cellular component: focal adhesion.